AUGAACGCGCAUGGAGUGGCAGCAUUCGGCUGCAACAUAUUCUAUGCGCUCGGCCACGAGAUGUCCGGAUCCGACAUCGACGAACACAACUUGACCCGGGUGAUCUUCAACACCACCCGCAGCGCCAAGAACUUGGCAGGCAUCGUCGUGGGCGGCCGUGCAUGGGGAUCCCUUCGCAAACACCUCGGUGGAUCCUACGAAACAGCUCGUGCAGCCACUGAAGAAGAUGAGGUGCUCAAGGAUGCGAAUGCAAAAGCUUAUUGCGUAUCUCGCAACAGAUAUUGCUUUACAUGCAUUGCUUUUGAGCAGCUGAUGACGCCGCCUUCUACAGCAAACACCCUCAUCUCCCAGUACCAGAAAGCUGCAGGCAUAGCUCCACAAGGGAGCAUCGGAUACGACGUGGUGGCCAUCAAACAGUGGGAGCGCAUCAAGCCAAUUCGACGCAAUAUGGUGGUCUCAAGCAUCAUUGCCGACUCCAGCAUCCACGCCGACGCCAGCAUCCACGCCGACGCCAGCAUCCUUGUCGACGCCAGCAUCCUUACCGACGUGGCCACCUAUCCCACCCGCCGCCAGUCCAUCUACUCAACCUUUGCCGCCACCGCCGCCGCCAUGCAACACACCGCCGGAACCAACGAAUGCAGCAGGCACACCGGCGACAUCGGCAACCACGGACUUGCAGGCAUGGACGUCCGCGACGUCACCGUUGCACAUCUUUGCAGACAUGGCAUGGAGGAAUUUGGACUUCGAGGACUUUCCCACGGCAAGUUCACCGGCAUGAUUUUGACCCGCAACAUCGCCGAGAGCGUCUUCCUCUCCCAGCUUCAAAAGAAGCUCCGCGAGAACAACAUUGACGUCGAUGCCACCGUCGACGCCCUCUACAAGAGCAAAGGACAAAAAGCCCCUGACAAGGUGAAAGAGGCCAUUACCUUUGUCACACCACUCGUCGACACCAUCCUGGACGCCAUCAAGCCUUGGGCACAGGUACGCAACUAUGCCAACAAGAACACCGACGGCGACAACCAAGCAGCUCAGCGCAUGCAGGCCCUGGAGGAGCAGACCGCAAAGUACAAGCAACGCCUACGCAGCGCUGGCAUCGAGGUCACCCCCCAGAAGUCCCUCCCGUUGCAGAAUGAGCCAACGGAUGGUCCAGAAACAACAGCGGCACCACCGAAGCGCAGACGCCUUACAAAGGGAGCUAUCAAGCAGCGCAACGAAGAUAUCCUUGCCGUCACCAAUCUCAAGAAGAGCCUCCCCCGAGAAAAGCACGCAGAAGUGGACAGUCACAUACAGUCCGUGCAGACCAUCCUCGAAGGCGCUAAGUACACCAAGGCAGAGCUACAGGAGAUGGCCACACGAUGGGGACUCCCUAUGUCCCUCACUACAGCGCCAAAGGCUUCGCCCAAGAACCUCCAGCAGCUGAUUGCGGCCGUCACCUACCUCGCCGUGUGCGCGGUUCCAGAGCUCUACACGUUCGAGAAAUUCUCCCAGCCCUGUGCAGUGUACGUCAAGCUUCUAUUUCCAAGGCUCAACAAGCAAACCUAUGCGACUGCUACCCGAGAUGCAUCCUUUUGUUACAUCGGAUCUACCAACAUCACUGUGGCCAAGAGAGAAUACAACAGAGUCGCAAAACUUCGCCAACUACAACAACUCAAACUACCUAAAACUGAGAUUGCCAUUCGAUAUUGGAACGACUCCCAGACCUACCUGCACUACAGCACCAUUCUUCUUUCGCAACACUCGGAGUACAUUGAGGCCUGGGCCGAAGAACACAGCCUGAUUCAGAGAUGGCAGCCCAAGCUGAACUACCCGUUUGUCACGAAGGAGCUGGUCAAGAAGGCCUCCAAAGAGCUGCGCAGCGGCAAGCACGACGCGGAAACAGUCACCCUGCUCUACAGACUCGCCAACCACAUGGACCAUGCCAACGCGCACCUCAUGAUCUACUGCCCGAACAUCUACAACCAAGAGAUCAAGCAGAACAUGCAGAAGAACACCCCCAAGGUGGUCGCCAAGCACUAUGCCAAGCUCCUUGCCUACGAAAAGACUAUUAUCGCGUAUAGCAAUACGUGCAUCGGCAAGUUGCUGAAGAUCGCGGCUUUAGCGCUACAACAGAUGUUGAGGAUAACCUGGCCCAACCAUUUCGGCGACGUCAGCUCGCCACAACUUUGGGAGGAAAUACACCAACUCUUCCACAACAACGAGCACCUGUACCCGGAGCGACACUUGAAAUUUCUCAACCACGAUUUGGUCGGCUUCUUUAAUUCGAUACCACAAUCCGAUAUCCUACAAAGCAUCCACUUCCUCACCUCCCAGUUCCUUGACGAGCACAAGUGCACCAUCACCGUCGAUCCUCACAGCAAGAUCGCACCCGCACACUCCGGCAGAUCAACGCACAGCCUGAAGUCCAAUAUGGUCAAGGUGCAGGCAGAACACAUACCCGCCAUCAUUCAGUUCAGCUUCGAUGCUUGCGCUUUCACAGCCAUUGGGGAGGUCUUUCAGCAGACUUGUGGCACCUCCAUGGGAAACCAAAGCAGUCCCAUCCUUUCGACGUGCGCAAUAGUAGCCACGGAAAUCACAUGGCUAAGAAUGUAUGGCCAGUUUGUCAGCAACGCCCACCUCCACGACAAGUUCUGGAUUCGCAGGUACGUCGACAACAGAGCCAUCAUAGUAGAUGAAGAUGAGCUCCAGCACAACCCCUACAUCCAGCAGCUUGCAUCCCUACACUUCUACAAGAAGCCAGUACAACUAGAAGAUGAAGCGUGUGAUGAUUUCCUGGGAUUCCGCAUUCACGCGGACAAUCGCCAAAUUACCUACAAUCUCCACCGAGAAGCCUGGAGAUAUCGACUCCCCCAGUCAGCCGGCUCCACAAAGCUACGCCUCAGCGGGUACCACAGCAGAAAGCAUCUCAUCCGCACCAUUGCCUACCCUGAAGAUGUAGCCAAGAGACAGCUACAGGAGCUGGACGACCUCUACGGAUACCUAGUUAAUAUGACUAAAAAGCAACGCAUCAAUGGCGCUGCAAAUGCCACAGAGCUCACCGACAUCGACACCGACUCCGAGACCGCGGAAUACGCAGUCAGACUACCACAUGGACUACCGCUGGAAAUGAGUGCCCCCGCAGUCUUCGCAGCAAAAAAUGAUCCAGUAGAGCAAGAAUGUGAACUGCUCCUCCGACAAAGAUAUAUUCCAUUUGAGCUCUUCCCAUGGCUCUCCACACAGCUCAACUCCGAAUUCCUUCGAGCUUCGGCACUCACCAAAGCAGGCAGAAGAGCAACGGCAUACACAGUCGGCACCUACUACCACGCGGGCAGCAUUGGAGUGCGCACCAACACGAGACAAAGACCUUGGACGGCAGCGACACUAGCAUACCUGGUACGAGCAUGCACCCAUACUCCAUUCUCGACUGUAUCCCUACUUCGCAAUGUACAUAUGCGCACCCAUCGAGACAAGUACAACAAACCAGGAAGCCUCAACAUCGUGAUUCCGGUCUCCACCUUCAGACAAGGACACCUAUGGAUUGAAGAAGACGAUGGACCGGAUCUAUCUCCAAAUGGACAACAUCGUGGCCGGAACCUUGAGAUCAAACUGCCCGGAAUCGAGUUCAGCCCAUUCAAGCUCCACGGCACAUGCCCAUGGAAAUCCGACCGCCUGAUCAUCUCGGCCUACACCACCAAUCGCAUCGAGGACAUUUGCAGAGAAGACAAAAGAUACCUUCGCAUGCUCGGCUUUAACCUCGCAUAA
This is a messenger RNA of Symbiodinium sp. CCMP2592, 3738 nucleotides long. The record is from the annotation of a GenBank genome assembly. Lineage: Eukaryota; Dinophyceae; Suessiales; Symbiodiniaceae.